This is a messenger RNA of Mauremys mutica (yellowpond turtle), 1050 nucleotides long. Its product is annotated as probable G-protein coupled receptor 33. The coding region runs from base 1 to 1050 and encodes 349 amino acids. Gene Ontology annotation, biological process: inflammatory response; positive regulation of cytosolic calcium ion concentration; complement receptor mediated signaling pathway. Lineage: Eukaryota; Metazoa; Chordata; Testudines; Geoemydidae. Gene Ontology annotation, molecular function: G protein-coupled receptor activity; complement receptor activity. The transcript has a single exon. The record is from RefSeq and is a predicted model, not a curated record. Gene Ontology annotation, cellular component: plasma membrane.
AUGGACCGAGGCAACAUGGCCCUCCCACCAACCACUGGGAUGAAUUCCAGCCAGACCCCAGCAGCUGUGAGUGCCGCAUACCUGGCCUCUGCAGUGUUGCUCUUCAUCACCUUCCUGGUGGGUGUGGUGGGGAACGGGCUGUACCUGUGGGUGCUGGGGCUGAAGAUGAGGAGGACAGUGACCACCCUCUGGUUCCUCCACUUGGUCUCCUGUUCCCUCCUCUUCACCCUGCUGAUCCCCUUCUUCAUCGUCUCCCUCCUCAUGGAUUUCCACUGGGUCUUCGGCACGGCCAUGUGCAAGCUUCUCAACACCUGCAUCUCUGUGGGCAUGUUCACCUCUGUCUUCCUUCUCACCCUCAUCAGCCUGGACCGCUACAUCCUCAUUCACCGUCCCAUCUGGUCCCGGCGUAACCGCACCCUCCCCCGGGCUGGGAAGCUGGGCGUGGGCAUGUGGCUGGCCUCCUUUGGUCUCAGUGCUCCGUAUCUGGCUUUCCGGGAGACCCGGGUGGUAGAUGGGGGCAGAAUCAGCUGCAUCAACAAUUACGCCCUCUCCAGAGACUGGAAUGGAGCCGAGCCGCAGGACCUGGGCAGACGGGUCCACCUGGCUGUCUUCAUUGUCCGGUUCCUGCUGGGCUUCCUGCUUCCUUUCUGCACCAUUGUGGUAUGCUAUGUUCGCGUGGGGCUGAAGAUGAAGGAGAAGAAGCUGGUGUGGUCUGGAAAGCCUUUCAAAGUCAUGGUGGCCGCGAUGGUUUCCUUCUUCCUGGGCUGGCUGCCCUACCACCUCUACCACGGCUUGAAGCUCUCCAAGAAGGAGGUGCCAGAGUCAGUGAUGGGUGCUCUCUUGGUCAUUUACACCUUCACGUCCUGCUGCAACGCCUGCUUCACCCCCAUCCUCUACCUUUUCGUGGGGGAGAAGUUCUGGCAGGUCUUCAGGACGUCUCUUGUCACUCUGGUCAAAGCGGCUUUUGUCGACGAUCUCGGCAGCAGUGCCUCUGAGUCUAGUGGAAGACAUGGGUCAGAAGUCGAGAACACAAUACAGUUGAUGGCCUGA